This is a messenger RNA of Melitaea cinxia (Glanville fritillary), 1650 nucleotides long. RefSeq lists its product as uncharacterized. The record is from RefSeq and is a predicted model, not a curated record. Lineage: Eukaryota; Metazoa; Arthropoda; Insecta; Lepidoptera; Nymphalidae. The transcript has 4 exons. Bases 1 to 1641 code for a protein of 546 amino acids.
AUGUCGCGUUCCGCACGUAAAUUACUCCGAGUGACAAAAAUUUUAUUAGCCGGUGUGACUAUAUUCUGUGUUAGCUGGAUAGCAUGUGUUAACGAAUGGCACUCAGGAAUACGCUGGAAAGAUCGCCGAAUACCACAGGAGACCUUCUCGACGAUGCGCACCAUCGUUGCAUACUCAGAAAGCAAGCAAGCUGAACUUGACAAACCUUCCCCGGUGGCUUGUAGCAGGCUACCAGCUUUUCCAAAAAUACCGUAUAUUAACAGGACGUGGUCUCCUGGUGUCCAAGAUUCGUCAUGGCAGGAUGUGGAAGGAACAUCAGUCUCACUCUACUCCGCCUACUAUGACGAGAGAACGCCACAACGCUACAUUCGUAUUCUAGCUACCUUUCAUGGUCGCAACAUAUCUUCCGAAAAGCUAUUAUUUUGUCAAACACGAUCCAUGAACAAAAAUGAAUAUUCAGUUGAAGUCGUUGCAGCCAAACCGUUAGAAAUUUGGUGGAAUGGAUGGGAUAGAUCGUCGUCGCAUGUACAAACACCGCUUUUGCUUUCAUGUCCUUUGACAGAACCUCUCAGUGGACCUUCUGUGAUAUCCAUCGUUACUGAACCGUGUGCCGAUCCUUCUAAUGGAUUUUAUAUUAAAAAAUUGCGUCCGUAUAAUAGAUAUAAAAGGACCUUCACAAUAUGUGUUAAAGAUCUAACUUUUCAAAAAGAUAUAUCACUAAAUUUGAUCGAGUGGAUUGAAACUAAUAAAUUGCUCGGUGCUGAUAUGAUAGACAUGUAUAUUGAUGAUAUAAGUCAAGAGGAUGAAAAUGUUUUACUUCAUUAUCGUUCUCAAGGCUUUAUCCGAUUAUUUCAAGUUCCUAUAAAAUAUAAGAGUAAUCGAUCGUUGUGGCAAAGAAGAAGAGAUCAUAUUCUUACAUAUAACGACUGCCUGUACAGAAAUAUUAUAGAAUCUAAAUAUAUUGUCCCACUAGACGUUGAUGAAGUAUUGUUGCCGAAAAUAGCUUAUACUUGGCAUGGGUUAUUAAAGCGAUUAGAAUUUCGAGGUUGGGAUUCUAACCAAUACUCAGCGAUUUUAGUUCAAAACGUUUUCUUCUUUAGUUUCAUGCAAGGAAUCUACGAUUAUAAGACAAGUAAUCAUACAAAUAAAAGUAAAAUUUACAUAAAACGUGAUGACGUACGGAUAGAAACUGAAAAAAAUUUAGUCUUACAAGAAAUAGAAAUAGUAACAGAUACGAGUAGUAAUAUGUAUAAUUUAAACUAUGAGUACGAUUACAGCCAAUAUAAAUCUGAUUGCGAUAAGGACGUGCCUAUACCUAAACUAGCAAGUCAUAUAGUUAGCUCAGCAGUUAUAAGCCCUACAGGCCAUUAUAGUAAGAGUUUUAUGCUUACAAAAAGGGUGCUGACAGCGUUUAAUCAUUAUCCUUUAGCUAGUCUCGGAGCAGCAGGCAUCUCUGGAUGGUCAGCGCCUUUUAAUGAAGUACAACUCAAUCAUUACAAGGAGUCUUGCAAUGCAACGGUUGUAACAGAAUGCGAAAUGUAUGCCAGGAAAGCGCGUUUUAAUCGCUCCGCGUUACGUCUACGAAGACCUUUAAUGAAAGCUAUGUCUCUGGCGAUCUGUUCCAGAUUAAACAAUGUCUAAAAUUACUUA